Messenger RNA from Ylistrum balloti, 558 nucleotides. RefSeq names its product GATA-type zinc finger protein 1-like. The transcript is spliced from 4 exons. Bases 1 to 558 code for a protein of 185 amino acids. NCBI's taxonomy places the organism in Eukaryota, Metazoa, Mollusca, Bivalvia, Pectinida, Pectinidae. The record is from RefSeq and is a predicted model, not a curated record. Gene Ontology annotation, cellular component: nucleus. Gene Ontology annotation, biological process: regulation of transcription by RNA polymerase II; oocyte development; spermatogenesis. Gene Ontology annotation, molecular function: sequence-specific DNA binding; zinc ion binding.
AUGACAACGGAAACAUCAACAGUGACAACAACAAUACCAGUGAUAAGAGAGGCACAUGUCAACAAAAGAAAAAAUCGAUAUCCAACCAGAAGUGCUGCUAGACAGGACCCAAACUUUCGGGGUGUGACAUUCCUGCUACACACACAGCUACAGGGCUGUGAAAGUCAGCUAGUCAUAUCAGCCUAUUUUAGCAACAUAAAUGUGAAGACAGCUGGUUCCCACAGCCAGGUGAGAAAUCGUCAUAGCAGCUGUGGCUCCGUGACCAGCUAUCACACUGACUGCUGGAGUGGAUCUGAUGAGGAUAGCCAGCUAGCCUAUCAUAAGAAUCCGUACAUCUCAGUGAAGACGUGUGCAUCAUGUGCAACUCGGAGAACUCCUCUUUGGAGAGAUGCUGAAGAUGGUACACCACUGUGUAACGCAUGUGGCAUCAGGUUUAAGAAAUACAAGGUACGUUGUAGUCAGUGCUGGCACAUACCCAAAAAGGACAUCAAGACGUUUCCUAACUGUCCGAACUGUGGGGCACUUCUACGUGUGUCAGUCUGCAGGCGGAGCUGGUGA